GUGAUCGCGAAUCACGGGACACAACUUUUUUUGUCACGUUUUGCAUGUAACAACUUAAAUUUAAGGUUACCAGAAGACCCUGAACUUUCCAAAAACCUGUGGAUCUCAGCUGAGGAGCGCGGUUUCUCGCUAGCGAUGCGGAGCUGGUGCGUCACCGCGGCGUUGGUGUGUUUGUUGGCGGGGGCAGUGCUCGCUUGGCCCGCCCCGCCGCAGCCACCCUGUCCCUGCGCCCAGCCGGAGUGGUGUAAUCCCGUAAAGACUCCGCCCAGGAAAGAGGUUUUUGUGUUUGCUGUACGAAACGACACAUGGAAGCACUAUGACUGGGACAAGGUGACAACCGUGGUUAUGUUUGGGUUUUACAGCGAGGAGCUGAUGUGCUACGCCCACUCCAAGGGAGCACGAGUCGUCCUGAAAGGUGACGUGAAAGCGUCAGACGUUGCCCACCUGCCGGACCCCCUGUUCCGAGAUGACUGGGUGAUUACCCAGGUGGCCCUGAUGCUGAAGCAGCACAUGGACGGGAUCAACAUUGACAUCGAGCAGGCAAUCCCUGCAGGCGACCCGGCACGCGACGGUCUGACCGCGCUUGUUAACGAGACAACAUUUGUCUUCCACGCAAUCAAUAGUGCCUCACAGGUGACCUUUGACGUUGCCUGGUCACCUGACUGUAUCGACGGCCGCUGCUACGACGUGGUAAACAUCGCCAAGUCAUGUGACUUCCUGUUUGUGAUGUCAUACGAUGAGAGGAGUCAGAUUACAGGACCGUGCGUCGCGAGCGCAAACUCUGCUCUGGAGACAACGCUGGGAGGAUACCAGGAGUACCUGAAGUUGGGCAUCCCUGCAGACCAGUUGGUGAUGGGUGUACCGUGGUACGGUUAUGACUACCCCUGCCUCAACCUCUCCAAGGAUGAUGUCUGCAGUAUUAAGAAGGUCCCGUUUCGAGGAGCGCCCUGCAGUGAUGCGGCCGGCCGCCAGGUGGACUAUAAGGACAUCAUGAGGCUGAUGAGGAACUCCUCAAGACGGUGGAACGACACCUUCAAGUCUCCUUACUUCAACUUCCAGGAGGGAGGACAGACCCACCAGAUGUGGUAUGACGACCCCCAGUCCCUACAGUACAAGUACGGCUGGGCGGUGAAGCAGGGGUUACGUGGGGUCGGCAUGUGGCAUGGAGAUACCCUCGACUACACGACAACUGACCCCAAGGUCAAGAAACAGACCCAGGAGAUGUGGGACAGUCUUCCCAAGUAUCACAAGAAGUCUUGAGAACAAAAGUCUUCAAAUCCUCUCCUUUAAGACUAACUAGUGAGACUUGGUGGCUGGAUACACCUUUAGUACAGAGAAGGUAAAAAGCUGGAGCUGUGGUAAAUGUUGUAAACCAUAUCAUGAACAUCCGAAAAUAAUUGGUUGGUAAAACAUACCAUGUUGGACAUCGAAACGU
This is a messenger RNA of Branchiostoma belcheri (Belcher's lancelet), 1435 nucleotides long. Its product is annotated as di-N-acetylchitobiase-like. Gene Ontology annotation, biological process: carbohydrate metabolic process; chitin catabolic process. The transcript has 7 exons. Gene Ontology annotation, cellular component: extracellular region. The record is from RefSeq and is a predicted model, not a curated record. NCBI's taxonomy places the organism in Eukaryota, Metazoa, Chordata, Leptocardii, Amphioxiformes, Branchiostomatidae. Gene Ontology annotation, molecular function: chitinase activity; chitin binding. The coding region runs from base 136 to 1260 and encodes 374 amino acids.